Synchytrium microbalum is the source of this 666-nucleotide messenger RNA. RefSeq lists its product as uncharacterized. The transcript is spliced from 3 exons. Lineage: Eukaryota; Fungi; Chytridiomycota; Chytridiomycetes; Synchytriales; Synchytriaceae. The coding region runs from base 1 to 666 and encodes 221 amino acids. The record is from RefSeq and is a predicted model, not a curated record. Gene Ontology annotation, molecular function: GTPase activity; GTP binding. Gene Ontology annotation, biological process: small GTPase-mediated signal transduction.
AUGCUCUCCUCAUCCGCCUCUUCAAAUACAUUGGCGCAAAGAAGAAGGUCGCUCAGCAGAUCAAUAAGAUCAUCACAGCAAUCACGCACAAUAAGGCGCAAAUUGGUAUUUGUCGGUGAUGGAGCUGUCGGCAAAUCAUCUCUACUAUCCGUAUACGCGACUGGAGACUUCCCAUCAGACUAUGUCCCGACAAUAUUCGAGAACUUUGUGACAUUUAUCGACAUUGAUGGAAAGGAGAUUGAGCUUGCAUUAUGGGAUACCGCUGGACAAGACGAUUAUGAUCGCUUGAGGCCGCUGAGCUAUCCAGACACAGACGUAGUCCUCCUCUGCUUUCCCGUCGACUCACCCGACGGCUUCGACAACCUGAUAGAAAAAUGGCUGCCCGAACUAAACCACCACUGUCCACACACCCCGAAAAUCCUCGUCGGUCUCAAAGCCGACCUCCGAGACAACUACACACGGGCAAUCAAAUGCAUUCGAUAUGCAGACGCUGAAGGUUUUGCAGACCGGAUUGGGGCUGUCAAGUAUUUGGAAUGCUCGGCAAAGACUGGAAUGGGUGUGCAUGAAGCUAUUGAGUAUGCUACGAGGAUAUCGCUGUUGCCGCAAAGGAGGAGGGGAAAGCUGUAUGGUGGGAGGAAGGCGGCUGGGUCCUGUAAUAUACUCUAG